AUGACAUGCCGUAUAGCAGACGGGCUUUCAGACGAGAAUGAGACUCAGACUGAUCAUCAUUCUGCAACAUCUCUGGAAUGCCAACCAUUGCCACCUGAUGAGCUAUACUUCAAGAACACGGAAUUCACCACGUCGUGUAAGAUACAGAGCAAGUGCUUUGUGAGCGGAACGGUGGACCUCUUGAAGAAGCUUACGCCCGAGUUGGAGUCGCCCGAGUUGGAGUGGUUCAAAAACCACCCUCAGUUUUGCCACAUUUUCUACAUGUCGGAUGAACCAAACUUCAGGCUGCUGGGUAUGUGGUCGCUACUACUGCGCACGAUUCCCUUACAUGAGGGAGAGGACACAGCUUGGUUUGCGGUUAAUGGCGUGCCCAUCCGGUAUUCAAUGAGAGAGCAUGCACUCAUCUCGGGCUUGGACUGUCGUGACUACCCGGAUAAUUAUAAGAAGUUGAGGAGCUUUGCUUUUGUAGAUAGGCAUUUUGGCUCGCAUAAGGAGAUAACAAUGGAAUCUGUGAAAGAGAAGUUGCUGUAG
This is a messenger RNA of Raphanus sativus (radish), 531 nucleotides long. RefSeq lists its product as uncharacterized. The transcript is spliced from 3 exons. The record is from RefSeq and is a predicted model, not a curated record. Bases 1 to 531 code for a protein of 176 amino acids. Lineage: Eukaryota; Viridiplantae; Streptophyta; Magnoliopsida; Brassicales; Brassicaceae.